GCGAAGUAAAGAACAAAGAAUAAAAUGAAUGAAUAGAGCAACAAAACAAACAGUGUUGUAGUAGUUGUAUUAUUAGAGAGGGAGGAAUUGAUUUUGAUUAGGUGGACCGCAUUAGCUACUACUAAUCAAUUCAAUUCAACAUUGCAAUUAUUUGUAACUGAAUCAAUCAGAAGGGAAAGCAUUCAUCGGUUCCAAAUAGAGAGGAUGGGUCACGAACACUCCAAAUUCUCCUCUUCGCCGGAAGAUUCAUCAUCAGUACGGAAAGGAUCUCGUCUUGCUCGUUUCAAAAACCGUCUUCACUUUCGCCGUAAAACUACUAACGCAUCUCCUUCCACUCACAAACUUCUCUCCGCCGGUAAUUUCACCGGUAUCGCUCUCUUCGCCCUCCUCCGCGCGGAGAUGCAAUUCAAGGAUAAAUGGAUUGCGUGUCUUUCCCUUGGAGAACAAACUUUUCGUACCAAGUCUUCUCAACAGUUAGUUAUCUUCACUUCACUUCACUUUAUUACUGUAUAUGCUUCUUUCAUUUUACUACUGUACUAUUUUUUCAUAUUCAUUCUUGUAGUAUUGAUUUUGUUUAAUUAUUGCUGCUGCUGCUGCAGAACAGAUAAACCUGUUUGGAAUUCUGAAAAGAAACUUCUUUUGGAACAGAACGGGCCUCAUAUUGCAAGAGUUUCUGUCUUUGAGACCAACAAACUGUCCAGCAAUACUCUUGUUGGAUACUGUGAGAUUGAUCUGCUUGAAUUUCUGACCCAGGAUUCUGAUUCUGACAUUGAAACAUUCAACCUUUUAGAUCCAUCAGUUCCUGGAAAAGUGGUUGGCAACAUUUCCAUUUCAUGCUCUGUAGAGGAUCCAAUUGAAACAGAAAAGGGCUUUGUUAGACGUAUUUUAUCCAUCGUGGACUACAAUGAAGAUGGGAUGCUUUCAUUUUCUGAAUUUUCUGAUCUGAUUGAUGCUUUUGGCAAUCAAUUAGCAACAAGCAAGAAAGAGGAGCUGUUCAAAGCAGCUGACAAGAAUGGAGAUGGUGUUGUGAGCAUGGAUGAACUGGCUUCCCUGCUUGCUUUUCAACAAGAAAAGGAACCACUGUUGAAUUGCUGCCCGGUUUGUGGUGAGGUUCUUCAGAUUUCUGACCAGUUGAACAGUAUGAUCCACUUAACUCUUUGUUUUGACGAAGGGACCGGAAACCAGGUGAUGGCUGGAGGAUUCUUGACAGAUAAGCAGGCUUCAUAUGGCUGGUUCUUCAAACUGAGUGAAUGGGCCCAUGUCUCAUCCUAUGAUGUUGGUAUUCGAUCUGGAUCAAGUUCUUCCCAUAUUCUGGUAUAUGAUCGGAAGUCUCAAAGGCUCGUCGAAGAACAAAUUGACAAAAAGAUUGUUUUGUCAAUGAGAGCUAUUUAUCAGUCAAAAAUAGGUCUUGGUCUAAUGGACAUAGGGGUGAAGGAGCUCCUGCAAAACAUUUCUGAAAAGCAGGGAGCAAAAAUGGAUUCACUUGAAUCGGCUGCUGAUAUACCAAAAUUCAUUGAAUCUUAUAAGGGUCAAAUCAAUUUGGCAGAAGUGAAGUAUCCACUGGAACACUUUAAGACAUUCAAUGAAUUUUUCAUUAGAGAGUUAAAGCCUGGUUCAAGACCAAUUGCUUCUGCUGAACAUGACAACAUUGCUGUAUGUGGUGCUGAUUGUCGUCUAAUGGCAUUUAAAUCAGUUGAUGAUAGUUCAAGAUUUUGGAUUAAGGGUCGAAAGUUUUCAGUUCAAGGCCUUCUGGGGAAAGAAAUGUGUUCCAGUGCUUUUGCUGAUGGAACACUUGUGAUUUUCCGUCUGGCACCACAGGAUUAUCACCGUUUCCAUUUGCCAGUAUCCGGAACUGUUGAGCAAUUUGUUAAUAUCCCCGGAUGCCUGUUUACUGUCAAUCCCAUUGCUGUAAAUAGCAAGUACUGUAAUGUCUUCACAGAGAAUAAGCGAGUUGUUUCAAUAAUUUCAACUGUAGAUUUUGGAAAGGUGGCAUUUGUUGCAAUAGGAGCUACAAUGGUUGGUAGCAUUAAUUUCACAAAGAAAAAGGGCGACUAUGUCAAGAAGGGAGAUGAGUUUGGAUAUUUCUCUUUUGGUGGAAGCACUGUAAUUUGUGUUUUUGAAAAGGAUUCAAUUGCAAUUGAUGAAGACCUGCUAUCAAAUAGCACCAGAUCACUGGAGACUUUGGUUACUGUGGGGAUGAGAUUGGGUGUCUCCACCAGGAAAUUGUCUUGACAGCUAAGAUUGGGUUCACUAACUUAGAAAUGUUAAUAGUGUUCUGUACUGUGUAGUUGUAUAAUGUGAAUCAUGGCACCGUUGGUUAUUGAAUUCAGAUGUUUCCCCCAAUUUGUAAACUUUUUAAUCACAUUUGAUGUACUUUCUCCGACGUUAAAUAUAAACAAAAGUUAAAAUUUGUUUAGUUGAAA
Messenger RNA from Trifolium pratense (red clover), 2423 nucleotides. RefSeq names its product phosphatidylserine decarboxylase proenzyme 2-like. Gene Ontology annotation, biological process: phospholipid biosynthetic process. The transcript has 20 exons. Bases 205 to 2232 code for a protein of 675 amino acids. The record is from RefSeq and is a predicted model, not a curated record. Lineage: Eukaryota; Viridiplantae; Streptophyta; Magnoliopsida; Fabales; Fabaceae. Gene Ontology annotation, molecular function: calcium ion binding; phosphatidylserine decarboxylase activity.